Polypterus senegalus (gray bichir) is the source of this 2011-nucleotide messenger RNA. Its product is annotated as class E basic helix-loop-helix protein 23-like. The transcript has a single exon. NCBI's taxonomy places the organism in Eukaryota, Metazoa, Chordata, Cladistia, Polypteriformes, Polypteridae. Gene Ontology annotation, molecular function: protein dimerization activity. Bases 260 to 973 code for a protein of 237 amino acids. The record is from RefSeq and is a predicted model, not a curated record.
CUCUCUACUAGCCAGCAAGUGGGACGGAAAAUGAGUCACAUCCUGCCCAGGGCUAGGGCUGACACGCUGUGCAGCUCCAUCAACAAGAAGCUCGCUUAGAUUCAUUGAAACGCCUCAGAUACUUUUAACAAGCUGAAGGAUCAGAAAAGAGCCGACGGAAGGCAAAAAGACAAGAAGUGAGCUGACAGGAUAAACGGAAACGCAUUCAAGAGACCAAGAGGGAUCAAAAACUUUCUGUUCCUGCUGACUUACGUUAAAAAUGAACGUUGGAGAAGAAGAUCUUUUCCAUGGCUCUGAUAAGAGAAUGAACGAGCUGAAAUCGAUAGGCAGUGACACGUUGAUUGAUCUGACCCAGAGGUACGGCCAGGCAGCUUUCACCUUUGGCGCUGGCCAUGGUGCUGCAAGUCCGGGGCGUUAUGCGCGACCGGGUGAAACUGACUUCCUUUCGAGCGCGACUGCAAAGUCCGCGGAGAGUGGAGGAGAACAGACCAGUGACGACGACGACAGUUUCGAUCAUUUGGAUGAAAGGAAAAGGGGAUCUGCGUUCGAUGAGGAUAAACACACCGGAUCCCUCACCAAAAAACCGAAGGAACAAAGAUCGUUGCGGCUGAGCAUCAAUGCACGAGAGCGGAGGAGAAUGCACGAUCUCAACGACGCGUUGGACGGGCUUAGAUCUGUCAUACCGUAUGCGCACAGCCCCUCAGUAAGAAAACUCUCGAAAAUUGCAACUUUGUUGUUAGCCAAGAACUACAUUUUAAUGCAAGCACAAGCGCUGGAAGAAAUGAGGAGGCUGGUCGCAUAUUUGAACCAGGGUCAGACAUUAACAUCUCCCAUUCCAACGGCUUUGGCACCAUUUGGACAAGCAGCUGUUUAUCCUUUCACCGGGACUGCUUUGGCUACCUGUGCAGAAAAGUGUACUUCCUACACCGGGGCACCCUCCAACCUCUUUAAGCACUGCAACGAUAAACCUUGAUGUCGCUAAUCUGCUCACUCAUUCAUUCACGCGCCCAUCUGUCAGUCCUUUUACUUAUACUAAGACAUUAUCAUAAUACAUAAUCCUAUACCAUAUUUAAAGGACAUCUUUCAUCCAGAAAAAAAAUAAAUUAAAGACAUGUGCAUUCAAAAACGCUGUUAACCUUAAAACUUGUGUUUCUUUUCUAAUUACUUCCUAUAUAUUUUUUUUUUUGCAUUUUCCUUCAACAACAUCAACUGAGACUGAAAAUCCGAGCAACUAGUAAACAGAAUUUGUCAUUGCCUGCUAAUUGUACUUUAGGUGCAGAACCUCACUGCAAGGAAACUAAGCGUUUGCAAUGUAAAGACGUGUUUCGUUUCACAAAUGACAAACUAUGUAUCAACACAAUUCAAGUUGAGCAACUAUGCAACAUCACUCCACCGCAAAAAAAGUCAGCUGUGAAUAUUUUACUUACUGUAAGUUGUGUUUGUUAAUUUGACGGGAUUCUUGGUACUGAAUGAAAUCAUCACCAAAUAUGAGACAGAUAUCCGUGUGAAUUUACACAAAUAUAUGUACUGAAAAUGUUGAUAUUUGAAAUUGCACAAUUCAAUUGAUUGUACUGCAUAUAUGUGCGAUAUUACUCUGGCUCCAGUCUUCGGGUUAUAAGGUGUGACUCGAAGCGUUUGAAAAGUACAGACAUUUGAAUUUCAUAUUAUAUUGUUUAUAUGUGUUUAUAAUAAAAAUGCAUCAGUAUUUCCUGAAAAGUUUUUCUCAUAUUUGAAAGUUCUUUUUAUCUCGAUUUUUUUUUGUCUAACUUUUUUUUCUUCCCCUAAACUCUAUUCCUUUCUCAUUAUGUGUCUCUGUUGUACAUACUUAUCUCUUUCAGUGUCUAUUGGGUUUUAACAGAUCUUUAUGAAAAAACAAAAUGUGUAAUUUCCUGCAGAUUUUAUCGCGACAAUCCUGCUUGCAAACAACAUAGCAGUUGUAAUAACUUAAAACAUUAAGCAAUCAAAAUGAAAUGACAUAAAGCAAGAAAUAAAACUUUUUUUUUAACUAUGA